AUGGACGACGAGGACACCCAUUUGCUGGCGCAGCUUAGAGUGUUGUGUCGAGAGGAAUCAGUCGCUGAGGCACGCGGCGAGCUUGCUCACCUGAUUCAAGCUGGACUCCCCCCUAAACCGCCCAAGAUUAGUAAACUGCUGCACUUGGCCCUGAGAAGGGAUGUCUGGGCGCUGCAAGCGUGCAGGCCUGCAUUUGGCAUCUCCCAAGUGCCACCAAGUUUGCAACUUUUCAGAUCCUUUGAUAAAGUGCUAACAGAUUGCUUGAAAGACGUUGUGCGCCGCACGGAGCAGAAAUCUAGAGGACUUCCGCUCCAUAGCUUGGCGGGUCCGUGGGAAGGAGGUCACGAAGCCGCGGCGGUCGAGAACGCCAGGCCCGGUGGCAGCUGCGCCCAAGCCUUUGCAGCUUGGAACGCCCAAGGUGCCUUUGGCCGCUCGGCCAAUGAAGCAAGGAACGUUGACAGGAUGCUACAUUUUGCGGCACAAUUGUUGCACGCAGAAGUGACAAUCGCAGUGGUGGCUGAACCCAAGCUCGGGGAGCACGCAUCUUGGCCUAGCUGCACGGGGUUUAAGUUUUUUGGACUGCACACUCAUGAUCCGGCAUCAGUGGCGGUUCUUGUGCACGAGGCAGUCGCUCACGCCGUUUCAGUUUUGAGUGACUAUGGUGAUGAGUGCGCUUCCUGGGUUGCAGUAGAGGGCCAGCCAAUGGUGCUCCUGCUUGCUGUGUAUGGUCCCCACACAGGGCAUCCCAACCAGUUCAGACAAGAAUUUUGGUAUAAACGCCUCAGGGAAUACCACAGCAUCCGUUGCUUAGAGCGAUACAAAGACUGCCCGCUGACGAUUCUUGGAGAUACCAAUUUGCAUUUCCCGUUUUUAGGACCCACUAACCAAAGGAUGGCCAGGCCUCUUGACAGGCAAAUUCUGUCCCUCUUUGAAAGCCCAGCCGCCUUUCACACAACCAUUAGGAAUCUCCCCUCGGUUGCAACCCAUGCGUCUGGAUCAGUGAUUGAUCUGGUCGCCGCUCAAGAAAGCCUGAGCAUGGACCUUGAAGUAACCUGGCUGCAAGAGGAUGAGCUGCGAAGUGACCACGCCUUCGUGGUGUGCAGAUGCCGAUCCGCAUCUAUCCCCCUCUUACAGUCCCAGCAUGUAGGGGUUGCCCGGUGGGGUUUGGGCGCCGCGUGGGACGAAGCUACAGAUGCUGUCAAGAGCUCCCUCUCCUUUGCUUCUGCCUGGGCAGCCUGCGCCCUGGGUGACACUAGCUUAAGAGAUUGGGUAAGCCAAGGUAAGUUUAAGAGGGCGCGUCUAAACCUGCUGGACAGAGUUGUCUGGUGGCGGUCCGUGCUGCUAACUUUAGCAGGACACUUCAAGGGCCUGGUUUGGCUUCAGGGAACUAGGCAACCAAAGGACUUGGCGCAAGAACUUUGGCCUUUUAUGGCAGCAGAUUUGGAGGAAGAAGGAGGCUCCGAAGCGGCUGAAGAUCUGCUCGCCAGACUCAAAUCUAGCCUGCACGAAGAGAAGGUUGCUAGAUUUACCAAGCUUUCCGCCUCAAAUCAGCAGGAAGCGCAGGCGUACCUUUCGCGCCUCCUGAAACCAAAAGAACAGCUGCAGACAAAGUUGUGCGAAAAGGGAACCGGAAGGCCACUCUCAGAUUUCGAAACCCUGGCAGCGAUUGCCGACGAUGUAAUCGCCAGAGGACACGCCGGCCAUGAAGGGGUUCCUGCCUUCGACGCUUGCAUUCAGUCCAUGGUAGCACAGGCCAGAACCACCGCACUGGCUUCCUCAUUGAAAGCAGUUGUGGCAGGAUCGGAAGCGGGGCGAGCCCUAACUUGGGCCAUCAUCAACCUAAUCUUCUUCAUCGGCCUGGUGGUGACCAAGCAAGAGUGCUUGCGCCCGAUUUGUUACGUCUCAGACCUUGAAGGGGCCUUCGACAUGGUUUGGCUGCACCUGCAUAAGCAACUCUUGAUUGACUACGCAGGGUCGGAGCAGGUGGGUGGUCAGACCGACCCCGUGCUAGUAAGCAUCGGGUUCCUGAUCUCCCUACGCUCGCGCCUGAACAGCGGACUCCCCAGUCUGCUAAUGAAGGCCGACCUGCUCCAAGGCUAUGAUCUGGCCUGGAGAGACUGGCCCGAGACUUUGACACUGCCAAUCUUAGACGGGGAGCAAAUCCGUCCUGUCCAACAGUUAGAAGUACUGGGCACCUCCCUGGACAAGAGCCUCUCACUUGAAGCAGGGCUGUCGGCCUUGGGGCAGCGCCUCCACGAUGCAGGUAUCGCUAACCUCUCGCUGGGAGACGGGGGCUACAGUCUGAUGCUUACGUGGCUUGGUUACCAAUGGCGACUCAGUGCCAAAGUGGGCCUCCGCAUCGUCACUGCUCUGGCACGCCUGCUGACCUUGCCACCCCACUCGCUUCUGCACGAAGUGGUUAGGGCGGCAGCUGGCGUCACGGGUGAGACAUGGGUUGAGUCUGCUCGCGGAGUGGCAAGAUCUUUCGGUGUCGAGACGAUACCGUCUUGGGAGACGCUUCCAAGCACAGUUUUUGCAAAGGCAGAUGUCAAACUGUUCAUCCAAAAUUGGAAACGUGCCUGUGUUAUACCAGCAAUCAGUGCAAAAGAGCGCCUUUGGCAACAGGAGGCUCGCAGCAAGUGGCCUAGGAACCCUCCCGCCGAGCUGCGACAAGCCCUGAGCCUCACAAGGGGCACGCUUUGGACGCCCAGACUGGCUAGGGCCUGCAAAGCUUGGUUCCUGGCACUCUUGACCGGUAGGAUUUUCCUAGGGGGGUGGCAUAGAGGAGACACACGACCGGACUCGGACCAGCGCUGCUGGCUCUGCGAGAGCCGAGUGACAGACCUCUGCGACCACCUGGAGUCGCAAUGCGAAGUGGUGGAGAGGGUGACUGCCUCGGCGGGGUUGCAGCGUCCAGGUCUUUUCUCAUUGCCCGAGGACGCACCGCGUCUUAGGAGGCGCAUUGAAACCUUGGACUGCAUCAUGACCGCCAAACAGGACUAA
Messenger RNA from Symbiodinium natans, 3003 nucleotides. The record is from the annotation of a GenBank genome assembly. Lineage: Eukaryota; Dinophyceae; Suessiales; Symbiodiniaceae.